Messenger RNA from Larimichthys crocea (large yellow croaker), 3722 nucleotides. RefSeq names its product bone morphogenetic protein receptor, type IBb (gene bmpr1bb). Gene Ontology annotation, biological process: cell surface receptor protein serine/threonine kinase signaling pathway; cellular response to growth factor stimulus; protein phosphorylation. The record is from RefSeq and is a predicted model, not a curated record. Gene Ontology annotation, molecular function: transmembrane receptor protein serine/threonine kinase activity; ATP binding. Bases 1370 to 2989 code for a protein of 539 amino acids. The transcript has 15 exons. Gene Ontology annotation, cellular component: signaling receptor complex; plasma membrane. Lineage: Eukaryota; Metazoa; Chordata; Actinopteri; Sciaenidae.
UUAACACAAAACAAUGUUAAUAUAUUCAUUUCUUCUUUGUCUUGCACACAUUUCUGCGUGUACGUGUGCAAUUGAUUUCUCAUUGGACAUUCCUUUCUCUCAUUUCAAAUAAAAGGGUUCAACAAUGAACACAAUCAGAGCUCUUGGAUAUGUCAUACAGUUGUUUUUUUUUUACUAUCUAUCUAUCUUCUCCUGUUCUUCGUGGCUGACACUGGACUGAAACAUUAAAUUCUUCGUUCUGCAAAUGCCUUGUUUAUGUUUUGUGCACAUGGACUUUGUUUAAUUAUGCAUAGAAAGCAUAGCAGCAAAUAACGGAUGCAUCCUGUGCUAUAAAUCUGUAACUGUGACAGUAAUUAUUCAGACAAGUUUAACAGGCAGGCAGACAGGCACCAGCAUGAGCUGCCUCAUACACUUCACCUGCAGUAAGAGAGGAAAAAUACACAUCCCCAUAGGGACAGGAGAACAACACACACACACACACACAUUCAUUCUUUCUUAUAUGAUAACAAUUCAGGUUAUUAACAGCCACAUUAUUUCGGGAUGACAGACAGCAGGAAACAGAUAUUCAAUGUUGAGUCUCUCUCGAGUUAUUUUUAUGCAGUCUCAGUCUGCCUUGGAGUGCAAAUGGACCAGAUGAUCUGAGCGUACUGAUGUGCACUUCUCCAAGACGUCGGAGGUGGGAGCUGUGCGCAGGACGACUCCAGAUUUGAAACCAGCCUCAAAUAACGCGUGGUACACUUAGAAAAAAAAAAAAAAAAAAAAAAAAAAACUCUGCCACAAGACAGAGAGAGGGACACAUGCGAAUAAAAAGAGACCACAGCAGAGAUCAAAUCAACACAGACCCGAGAACUUGUCGAGCUAUUUUUAAAGCGAGAAGGAGACGAGAAAGACAAGUGCCGGAGCUUCGGCUGGGUAAAGUGACAGGAUGCUUUCUGAUGUCCUAUGUUUGGAUGAUUGGGGAGAGGGCAGAGGGCAUUUGGAGUCAUACCUGUGAGGCCGUCUGCAGGGAAAUGCGCUGACAUCAGAGCUUUGCAUUUUAAACCGGCGGAUAGAGGAGGAUGAGGAGGAUGCUGCAGUGACGAAACAGAAGAAGCUGGGUUUGCAUAGAUCGUAUCAGGCUGUCAGUGUGGAGUAGUGCUGGAGGCUGCGGGGCGGCUGUGUGCUGUGAGAAGUUCCUGAGAGUGCAGAGAGGCAGAGUGGCAGUCACUCACAGAGACACACUUGUACAGAGAGAUCCGACUGGCGCUCUUUCACGGAAGGAUAUAAAAACGCAGUCUCACACCUCCGCCCCUUUGCACGGGCGUGUUCGCUGUGGCAGCGCCUCAGGGAUUUGAAGGAGGUGGGUGACUUGGGAGUUGGCGCUAACGUGAUGGUGGUGGUGUCGCUGCCUCAGGAGUGGGCCUGGCAGGCUAUUCUCCUGGUGACUGGACUGGCAUCAUUGAGCCGUGGGUCUCAUGCUAACAUGUUGGACACCAUGCUGCUAAAGAACGGAUGGAAGGGUGGAUCGGAGCGAAGGGCGGACGAGAGCAGCAGCACAGCCACAGUUUCAGCUCAGAACAUGCUUUGGUGUCACUGCUACCACCAUUGCCCCGAAGACUCAGUCAACAAUACUUGCAUGACUGACGGUUAUUGCUUCACCAUGGUGGAGGAGGAGGAGGGGGGUCUGGUAGUACUCACUGCAGGUUGUUUGGGUCUUGCAGGCUCCGAGUUCCAGUGCAGAGACACAUGGAACGCACGUUCGAGGAGAGCUCUCGAGUGUUGCACAGAUCAGGAUUAUUGCAACAGAGACUUACAUCCUACUCUGCCUCCCCUCAUGACGUCGGAUUAUGUUGACAGCAGUAUCCAGUACAUGGCUCUCUUCAUUUCAAUCACAGUCUGCAGUAUCAUCCUCGGUCUCAUCCUCGUCUUCUGCUACUUCAGAUAUAAGCGGCAAGAGUCACGGCCACGCUACAGUAUCGAUCUGGAGCAGGAGGAGACCUAUAUUCCCCCUGGGGAGUCCCUGAAGGACCUGAUAGAACAUUCCCGCAGCAUCGGGUCUGGCUCUGGAUCAGGUCUCCCUCUACUGGUACAACGCACAAUCGCCAAGCAGAUUCAGAUGGUGAAGCAGAUUGGAAAAGGGCGAUAUGGAGAGGUCUGGAUGGGCAAGUGGAGAGGAGAGAGAGUGGCUGUUAAAGUCUUCUUCACCACGGAGGAAGAGAGCUGGUUCAGAGAGACUGAAAUAUAUCAGACCUUCCUAAUGAGACAUGACAAUAUACUGGGAUUCAUAGCAGCAGAUAUUAAAGGAACCGGCUCUUGGACUCAGCUCUACCUAAUCACAGACUACCAUGAGAAUGGAUCAUUAUAUGACUACCUCAAGUCCAACACCUUAGACGUCAAGGCUCUACUAAAACUGGCCUACUCCUCCAUAUCAGGCCUCUGCCACCUGCACACUGAGAUCUAUGGCACACAGGGCAAACCAGCCAUCGCACACAGAGACCUAAAGAGCAAAAACAUCUUGGUCAAAAAGAAUGGAGCCUGCUGUAUAGCAGACCUUGGACUUGCUGUCAAGUUCAACAGUGACACCAAUGAAGUAGAUAUCCCGCCGAACCUACGAGUUGGUACAAAGCGCUACAUGCCGCCAGAAGUGUUGGAUGAGACACUGAACAGGAGCUACUUCCAGUCAUUUAUAAUGGCCGACAUGUAUAGUUUUGGCCUCAUUGUCUGGGAGAUGGCCAGACGCUGCAUCUCUGGAGGCAUCGUGGAGGAGUACCAGCUGCCCUACCAUGACCUUGUGCCUACUGAUCCUUCCUAUGAGGACAUGAGAGAAGUCGUCUGCAUUAAGAAACAAAGACCCUCAUUUGCUAAUCGCUGGAGCAGUGAUGAGUGUCUGCGGCAGAUGGGAAAACUGAUGUCGGAGUGCUGGGCUCACAACCCGGCCUCUCGCCUGACAGCCCUGAGGGUGAAGAAGACCCUGGCAAAGAUGUUAGAGUCCCAAGACAUCAAACUGUGACAGAGAGUCAAGCGAGACACUCUCAUCAGCAGAGACUUGUCACUGCCAUUGGCAUGGCGCCACUUACACUGGCCGAUAGAAGAAAGGGAAAAAAAAGAGACUGUGAAUGAUAGGACAAAGAAAACUGACAGGGAGGAUGAGUGAUGGAGAUAAUGGUCGAUGGUGAGCCAGAAAAAUGAGAGGCAAAAAGAUUUAUGUCAGGGGAGAGCUAGCUGCCCUCCCAUUGUCUGAGCCACCUCUGCCUCAGAAGAAGUGCUCAGGUUGUGCUUUCUGUGAAAGCUGCGUGGUUGUCGGGUCCAGGCUGUCCAGGUGGGCAGGCGGACAGGGACCCUCUGCUCUGCCCCUUUUAAGCCAUAUAGCAGUAUUCUAUGUGCAGUCUUUUGUACUGUUGCAGCUGCAUUCAUGUUCUUUUUUUUUGACUCAGUCACUGUCGACUCUAUCCAUAGUGACUGUCAUCCAUCCAAAGAAAUGUCUAAUUCAUGCUCAGUGACCUCAUUGUCAAUGACUAUUAUUAUUAUUGUUAUUAUUGUUAUUAUUAUUAGACGAGUAAUACUAAAUUAAUUAAAAAAAACAUAUGUCCAGCAGAAACAGAUAACAGAUUUUUCUAUAUAAUAUUCCUAUGUACAUUUUAUUUCAAUAUUAAAAGAUGACCUCUGGGUAAAACACUUAUGUCAUUGAUGAAUUUGUUAACUUUCCUUCUGCCCUUGUUCGCCCUCACUGUCUUUACUUUCCA